UUAGUUUUUGACGGUUUGAUUGACGGAUAUACCGAUGUAACUUCUUUCUGCUCUGUCUGUCAUUCAGUUAACCACGUUCUUCACCGGUCGUGGUCUCUCUUGGUUUCUUGUUUCAUUUAAAUAUUUAAUUUUAUACAAAGACAAGAUCAUAAGCUGUAAGCUUAUUGUAUUAUUAUUGUAAUAUUUUAAAUUCAUCUAUAACAAUGAAGCCACCAUACAAAAUUGCUGAUGAAAAAUUGGCCGAGUUAGGCCGUAAGGAAAUAAUGCUUGCCGAAAAAGAGAUGCCGGGCCUGAUGGCUUGCCGUCAAAAAUAUGCCUCUUUAAAGAUUUUAAAAGGUGCAAGAAUAGCAGGUAGUCUUCAUAUGACAGUUCAGACAGCAGUCCUCAUAGAAACUCUUAUUGAAUUAGGAGCAGAAGUUCAAUGGUCAAGUAGUAACAUUUACAGUACACAAGAUGAGGCUGCUGCUGCAUUGGUGGCUGUUGGAAUUCCUAUUUAUGCAUGGAAAGGAGAAACCGAGGAGGAAUAUGUUUGGUGCAUUGAACAAACACUUGUAUUCCCUGAUGGAAAGCCACUGAACAUGAUUCUGGAUGAUGGAGGUGAUCUUACAAACUUAGUUCACACAAAAUACCCUCAAUAUUUGGAAGGUGUUAAAGGUAUCUCCGAAGAAACAACUACUGGUGUACACAACUUAUAUAAAAUGUUCCGUGAAGGUCUUCUGAAAGUUCCAGCCAUUAAUGUAAAUGACUCUGUUACCAAAAGCAAGUUUGACAAUUUGUAUGGAUGCAGAGAAUCUCUACUUGAUGGAAUCAAGAGGGCCACUGAUAUAAUGAUUGCUGGAAAAGUUUGUGUUGUUGCUGGUUAUGGUGAUGUCGGAAAAGGAUGUGCUCAAGCAUUUAAAGGUUUCGGAGGACGAGUAAUUGUCACAGAAAUAGAUCCAAUUAAUGCACUGCAAGCAGCUAUGGAAGGCUUCCAAGUGACAACAAUGGACGAAGCAGCAGAAAUUGGGCAAAUAUUUGUAACUACUACUGGAAACAUAGAUAUUAUUUGCAAAGAACACUUUGUCAAAAUGAAAGAUGAUGCUAUUGUUUGUAAUAUUGGUCACUUUGACUGUGAAGUAGAUGUAGCUUGGCUGGAAAGUAAUGCUAAGAAAGUUAACAUUAAACAACAGGUUGACCGUUAUGAGCUUGAAAAUGGGAAUCAUAUUAUUGUUCUUGCUGCAGGAAGACUGGUCAACUUAGGAUGCGCAACUGGCCAUUCAUCAUUUGUUAUGUCAAACUCUUUCACUAACCAAGUUUUGGCACAGAUUGAGCUAUGGACAAAACAUAACGAAUAUCCUAUUGGUGUUCACACUUUGCCUAAGAAGUUAGAUGAAGAAGUUGCAGCUCUGCAUUUGGAUCAUUUAGGUGUCAAGCUGACCAAGCUCUCUCCCAAACAAGCCAAAUACAUUGGAGUUCCAGUUGAAGGACCAUACAAACCAGAUCAUUACAGAUAUUAAUAUUAUCGAAAUUAAAUGUAAUGAGUGAAUUUGGUAAAAAUAACAUGUAAUAACUUGUGACUGCAACUGAUCAGUGGAUAGUACCAUAAUAUUAUCAUGUUUGUAUUAACACAAUUAAAACAAAAUAUCAAAGAUGGAA
This is a messenger RNA of Nymphalis io (European peacock), 1635 nucleotides long. It is a transcript of the gene Ahcy, whose product is annotated as adenosylhomocysteinase. Gene Ontology annotation, biological process: L-methionine cycle. NCBI's taxonomy places the organism in Eukaryota, Metazoa, Arthropoda, Insecta, Lepidoptera, Nymphalidae. Gene Ontology annotation, cellular component: cytosol. Bases 204 to 1496 code for a protein of 430 amino acids. The record is from RefSeq and is a predicted model, not a curated record. Gene Ontology annotation, molecular function: adenosylhomocysteinase activity. The transcript is spliced from 4 exons.